Molecule: messenger RNA, 2856 nt
Organism: Cottoperca gobio
Lineage: Eukaryota; Metazoa; Chordata; Actinopteri; Perciformes; Bovichtidae
Gene: ppp1r14c
Product: protein phosphatase 1, regulatory (inhibitor) subunit 14C
Exons: 4
Coding region: 72-497 (141 amino acids)
Biological process (GO): regulation of phosphorylation
Cellular component (GO): cytoplasm
Molecular function (GO): protein serine/threonine phosphatase inhibitor activity
Source: RefSeq, a predicted model, not a curated record
AGUCUCCAUCCGCACAGCAGUCCCCUACUCAUUCGCAACAUUUCUUUAAAUACUAACACUAACAUCCCGCAAUGUCGGCCGCCAGCACCGAGACUAGCGCCCCGCUGCCCACCGCCGGCAGCCGGGUCUUCUUCCAAGGUGCACCCGGAGUUGGUUGCGUGGGCUCCGGCCCCAUCACCGGGGACGACCCGGUCCAGAAGAGACAGGGAAAAGUGACCGUCAAGUACGACAGGAAAGAGCUGCGGAAAAGACUCGUCCUGGAGGAGUGGAUCAUCGAGCAGCUCAGCGACUUGUAUGACUGUGAGGAGGAAGAGAUGCCAGAGGUAGAAAUAGACAUAGAUGACCUGUUGGAGGUCACCAGUGACGACGACAGAGCCAUCAAACUACAGGAAUCAUUAAUAGACUGCUACAAACCAACAGGGGACUUUGUCCGUGAUUUGUUGGCCAGGAUAAGGGGAAUGAGAAAACUCAGUGCACCAACUAAGAAGGGCCUAUAAUGGCUGUGAUGUCAACCAUCAAUCAACCAUAAACUGCGUCAUCUCAGCUCCACCUACUUAACCCACUCAACAUGGACUGUCAUCACACAGAAAUACUUAUCGAAACAUAACAGCAUUUGUAACUAUUCUGCAACUUGCAAACAUGCACCAUAAACUCCAUGCAUAUAGCACUUCAUUUCACAAUCACGUAGAAUAACAAGGUGUAUCGUAAUAUUUAACCGUUGAAAGGUACGCAAGUAAAACAGAGCCAACAUGGUUAAUUAGCAUACAGCCACAGUUAAAUGUCAAGCCCUGGAACGUGCCAGAACUGCAACUGUGCUUUAACAAGAACACCACCCGAUUCCACAUUUCAGAGCCAUGUUACAAGCUGAUGCUGUAAUGCCAACCGCCAUACAGACACCAACAAAAAGGAAGGUGGUAAAAAAAUGUUUGUACUGCAGUAGGUGUGAAAUUAGCUGUAGCACUAUGUAAACACAGUGCUUCAUGAUUUGUCCUUUUUUUACUGAAGUGUUUUGCCGUAACUUCUUUUAAAAAAAUGUACCGUACGUUGCCAUUUAUUGUUCAUGUGAUUGAAAUGUGGUCUUCAACAGUUUUUGUCCUACUUUAAAGUCACCCUGCUUACCCUUACUCAGUCAGUGCUCGCAGGUGUAAGGGAGAUCUGUAGUUUUUAUUUUAAGCACAAGGCGUUAAUACAUCAAUUCUGUCCUUUUGCGAUGUGUAAACUCUAGAAAGAGUGGGCACAUUUUAUGAAGCAAGGCUAAAAUAGUGCGAAGGUUUUGGCUUUUUACCCACUGUUCUUGUAUACUUUUCACCACCGAAAGGCAUGAUGGGUGUUGCAGUUCUCUGUGUGAGACUACAAAACCUGUAUGAUGGCAGCCUUUCACUUAUAAUGUUAUGCGGUGUUGUCCAUUGCUCUUACUCAUCAGAAUACAUAUCUGUUGGUCGUUUAGGUUUAAGCACAAAGCCCAUACAUUGUAGUUGUUUUUUAUUACACUCUGGUUCACUUAACUCUACUAACUCUAAUGGUGGUUGCCUUUAAGGAAAUUCAGGAUCCAAUCACUUUUUUCUCUGCACAGAACCUUAACUACUGACGGCCUAAAAAGGCAAAUAUUUGGUGAGUCAGGACAACUUGAAACUUUGACACUUAAACCGGUCAGGUCCUGUAAGGGAGGGUGUGCCAAAACUGGUAUUUUUACAUCUUAAAUGUUAUACGUCAUGGCGGCAUUAGUGUGACACAGCAUUUCCACAGAGAUUGUUUGUUAGGUUUGUGAAACAUCUUCCAGCAGGCGCAGAACUUUAAGAUGUUUUUUUCCAGGUUGCAGAAAAUAGGUUUUAAUUGCAUAAUCCCAAAUUUAAGAGGUGGAUUUAGGUAUUUAUUGUACAAUCACGACUCUGUUAUGGGUUUGGGCCCAGUUUCACUUCCGAGCAGUCAAUCGUGUACCGAGCGGAAUGGAGCAGACCUGAAUCUACCAUAUUAUACUGUAAACCCUCAGCUGCCAAAGACAAAAGCAGGGCAAUGUUUGAUUUUAACAUAACACUUGCAAAGCACCCGUCUUGCAUGCUAACAACAGAGAGAAAACACUGAUGAAGAGUAUAGAUAUUAUGAACUUAUAAUCAAGCAAAAAAAACUUUUUUGACUUAGCUACCAUGUCUGACUUUGUAGAACUUUUUGUGUUUAAGCAACGUGAAGGUCACGUUGGAGAGAAUCCAGGAAAAUUUUAAAAAUGGUGCUGUUUUUGAUGUUCUUCCCAGGUUUUGGUUGUAUAAAACAAGUUUUUACUGUCGAUUGAUGCCAGAGAAAUGUGUCUUUAAGAAAUGUGUGUCUUUAUUGAUGGGGUGCAUACAGUCUAAAGUGGUUUCCUCUUUGCAUUUCCUUUCCUCAAUCUGGACUGUGCUGGAUGGGUGUCGCCACGCUAAACUAGCAAUGUUCGAAGAGGAAGCCAUUAUAGGUAACUGAGAUGCAUCCAGGGCUCAUGUCGAGGUACUCCAUAGGAUUUUCUCUGUCAAGAAACAGUUCAGGGCCAAUAGGCUGAUAUUUUAUCAUUUAUGGGAUUUCACGUGGAGAGUAUUUUGAAAGUAUCCAUACUAGAGAGUUUUACGUUUGCAUGUAUUUUCAAAGUUGCAUGUUGAGGGGAACAUUUUGUUGGCCCAAAGGUUUUUAUUUCACAAAAUGAAACACUUUCCUUUUUAUACCUUUUAUUAUUAUUAUUAUUAAGACUAAAAUAUUUAGUUUUUCAGCUGCAGUUUUCUUUUUCUGUACAUCCACAAUAAGCGUUCUUGUUUUUAAAAUGUAAUGUGGUGUGUGGUUUGUUUUUGCUGAUAAUAAAAUCGCAGAAGGACUCUGUACUGUUUAAACAGA